Messenger RNA from Drosophila willistoni, 1544 nucleotides. RefSeq names its product D-beta-hydroxybutyrate dehydrogenase, mitochondrial. The transcript is spliced from 8 exons. Lineage: Eukaryota; Metazoa; Arthropoda; Insecta; Diptera; Drosophilidae. The record is from RefSeq and is a predicted model, not a curated record. The coding region runs from base 156 to 1322 and encodes 388 amino acids.
UGCGGUCAGGCCAAGAGCCAAUUCGCGAUCAUCUCGACACAGAGCAAGAGAAAAUUAUUAAGAAAAAAAAUCGAAAAUUAUUUGCAGAUACAAAAUCAAUCAUAGAAUAAAUAAGCUGUGAAACAGCAGCAGCAACAGCAACAGAAGCAGCCAUCAUGCAGGUCUUCGAUAAUACCAUGCGCCGUGCCUCACGCCGAGCCUCUUUGCGCCGCGGCUCGAUAUCGGCCUUGCCACAGAAAUCAGCGGAAAUUCCCUGGGACAUCUUUGAGCGCCUCUUCAUGCCGUUUCUAUUCUGCCAGGCGGCGGCUAUAGUCAGUUCGCAUCUGCUGCAUGCUCUGAAUAUAUCGAAUAUCUCGGCCUUUGCCCUCUUCGUUUGGUUUGCCCUGUCCACUGUGGGAGCUGUGCUCUUCUAUCAUUUCGUUAAGGUUUCCGCUUCUGGCAAGGGAGUCCUGGUUACUGGCUGUGAGUCACCUUUGGCCUGGUAUUUGGCCAAGAAACUCGAUGAUCUCGGAUUUACAGUCUAUGCUGGCUUCAAUGAGCCCAUUGAAGAUUCAGAUGAGGCCAAGAUCCUUAAAGAGGAGACCUCGGGACGCAUGAAACUGUUGCAUGUGGACAUUACAUCGGAGAAAUCGCUUUUGGAAACUGCCCGCUAUGUCAGCCAACACUUGCCCCAUGGCGCCGAAGGAUUGUGGUCGGUGGUGCAUUGUGCCCAUUGGAUAGCUUUGGGUGAACUGGAAUGGAUUCCAUUUGCUGUGCUGCGCAAAAGUUUGGAUGUCAAUUUGCUUGGAGCUGCUCGUUUAACUCAAAUCUUUUUGCCCCUGGUGCGACGUGCCCAUGGACGUGUUGUCUUCCUGACCUCCGGUCUGAAUCGUGUGCCAUCGCCAGUGCGAGGCAUUCAAUGUGCCACCCAAUCGGCUGUGGAUUGCUUUGCUGCCUGUCUGCGUCAGGAGAUGCGUACCCGUGGAGUGGAUGUUUCUGUUGUGGCAGCCGGCGAGUUCGCUCCUGGCAAUGGCUGGCUAAAUGAGACUGAGCUGCGCGAACAGGCCAAACAAAUGUGGAAUCAACUGUCCUCGGAGCAGAAGAAGGCCUACGGUGAGGACUACUAUGAAGCGGCCAUGACUUCUGUGGAGAAAUAUUCGCGCCAGGCUGCCGACAUUCAACCCACACUCCGUGUCCUUAUCGAUGCUGUGACCAGAACUUUCCCCAUGGCUCGCUAUACUCCAGUGACGGCCACCGAGAAAUUGCAGAUCUUUUUGGCUGAGCAUUUACCGCCAUCGCUCUAUGAGUCGAUCUAUGGUGAACAGAAGAAAUUUGUCUAUUAAACCGGAACAUCCCCCCCGCCCACCUGCCACCACCCACUACGAAUCACCACCCACCCAAGCAUCAAGGAGACGUCUCUAUAUUGUUGCCCUUUUGGCAUUGUUAUUAUUAUUUUUCCGGCUAUUACCACCCCCCUACCCCACCCCACCAAACAGAACCAACUUCUGUUGCUCUUUUUGUUUAUUUGUUUUUAGAAACGCAUUUAAAGGAAAUUCAUCAUCAUC